AUGGGGCUGGACAUCUCUAAGAUGCUCACCCCGAGCAAGGCUCCGUUCUGCGGCAUUGUUCCAGGAAAUGCAGCUACACCAAACGGUUCAGUAACACUGCCUGUUACCUUUGGGACAAAAGAAAACUACCGUACGGAGUACAUCAAGAUCGAGGUGGUGAACUUCGAGUCCUCGUACCAUGCCAUCCUCGGUAGACCUGCUCUGGAAAAAUUCAUGGCCGUACCCCAUUACGUCUACCUGCUCCUCAAGAUGCCGGGCAAGAUAGGGGUCCUCACCUUCCGUGGCGACUUGAAGGAGUGCUACGACUGUGAUCAGGAGGCAAUUGAAUAA
This is a messenger RNA of Panicum hallii, 330 nucleotides long. RefSeq lists its product as uncharacterized. The transcript has a single exon. The record is from RefSeq and is a predicted model, not a curated record. Lineage: Eukaryota; Viridiplantae; Streptophyta; Magnoliopsida; Poales; Poaceae. The coding region runs from base 1 to 330 and encodes 109 amino acids.